GGAGGGGGCUGCCUUCAAUGGCCAUGGCUGCACCGAAACCCUCCUUUUCGCACGCACCCCGUCGCUCAACCCUCUCUCUCUCUCUCUCUCUCGCUCUCUCGCGCUUGCGCUGCUGCUCCGCCAUAGCUUAGCUAGCUCGUAACCAUGGUGCUCAAGACUGAGGUGUGCAGGUUCUCCGGCGCCAAGAUCUACCCUGGGCGGGGGAUCAGGUUCAUCCGGAGCGACAGUCAGGUGUUCCUGUUCCUCAACAGUAAGUGCAAGCGGUACUUCCACAACCGGCUGAAGCCCGCUAAGCUGUCAUGGACGGCAUUGUUCAGGAAGCAGCACAAGAAGGACCUUCACGACACCACCGUGAAGAAGAGACGCCGCACCACCAACAAGCCGUACUCUCGGUCCAUCGUGGGAGCCUCGCUUGAGGUGAUCCAGAAGAAGAGGACGGAGAAGACGGAGGUGCGUGCCGCAGCUCGCGAGGCGGCGUUGCGGGAGAUCAAAGAGAGGAUCAAGAAGACGAAGGAUGAGAAGAAGGCGAAGAAGGCCGAGGUGGUGAAGACGACGAAGGGAGCGGGGAAGCAGGUGGCACGGGGUCCCCAGCCCAAGGCUGGCAAGACCGGCGCUGGAGGCAAGCGUUAAGGGCGGCAGUAUGCAGGGCAAGCAAUGAGAACUUCAUGUCUUGUGGCAUUGUUCAAUUUAUGGCUAAUCUAAUUCUCGUAAUGCACACUUAAGUUGGCAACCACAAUGGUUUGUUAGUGUUCCCCACUG
This is a messenger RNA of Physcomitrium patens, 759 nucleotides long. Its product is annotated as large ribosomal subunit protein eL24. NCBI's taxonomy places the organism in Eukaryota, Viridiplantae, Streptophyta, Bryopsida, Funariales, Funariaceae. Gene Ontology annotation, cellular component: cytosolic large ribosomal subunit. The record is from RefSeq and is a predicted model, not a curated record. Gene Ontology annotation, molecular function: structural constituent of ribosome; mRNA binding. Gene Ontology annotation, biological process: cytoplasmic translation.